This is a messenger RNA of Tauraco erythrolophus (red-crested turaco), 980 nucleotides long. Lineage: Eukaryota; Metazoa; Chordata; Aves; Musophagiformes; Musophagidae. The record is from RefSeq and is a predicted model, not a curated record.
CUCCUAGGAGUGUCAUGUAACGAGUGAAAAUUUUCAUGUGAAAACAGAAAAUGGCUUCAAGAGGAACGACAGAGACCAGUAAACUAAAACAAAAUUUGGAAGAGCAGUUGGAUAGAUUAAUGCAGCAGCUUCAAGAUCUGGAGGAGUGCAGAGAGGAGCUCGAUGCAGAUGAGUAUGAAGAGACCAAAAAAGAAACUCUAGAACAGCUGAGUGAGAUCAAUGACUCGCUGAAGAAGAUAAUGUCUGGAGAUAUGACUUUGGUGGACGAACUCAGUGGAAUGCAACUGGCAAUACAAGCAGCCAUCAGCCAAGCCUUUAAAACUCCAGAAGUAAUUAGAAUGUUUGCGAAGAAACAGCCAAGGCAAUUGAGGACAAGGUUGGCAGAGAUGGACCGAGACUUAAUGGUGGGGAAGUUGGGACGAGACCUGUACACACAGCAGAAAGUGGAAAUCCUGACUGCCCUCAGAAAGCUCGGUGAGAAGCUCACUCCAGAUGAUGAGAUGUUCUUGUCAGCAAAUGCUGGUACAGCCCUGAGCCAGUUUGAGAGAGUCUCCGCUGACCUUGGAUCAGGAGACAAAGUCUUUGCUCUAGCAAGUUUUGAAGUAGAAAAGGCAAAACAGUGAAGAGGUGCGUGAAGCUUGUGUCUCUCCAGUUAUCAGCAGCAUUGGACUUCUGUCAUAUUGCAUUUGUUUUUUCUAUUUUUAACAUGUUGGAAACAAAAGAAAUGCAAGCAAAAACAAAACAAAAAAAAACCAAACCUUAAACCACUUGGGUUCUUAACGAGAAGAUAUGAAGUAAACAGCCUUAAGUGCACUUUGGAACAUUGGUGUCUGAACCCCUUAGUAACAUAAGCUCUGAGGCUGAACACUAAGGGGUACUCUAAAAACAAAAGCGUGAUGUGACUGUCUCUGGAAAGAAUCAGCCAUGUCGAACGUUUCUGAAUGUGUAUUUCUCUAACUAUUAAAACGUAAUCUUUUUGC